CCCUUUGUCAUGAACCAGGCCCUCUCCGGGGCUGCUGCCCCACCUCGCCGAGUGAGGCUAAAGCCCUGGCUGGUGGCCCAGGUGAACAGCGGCCAGUACCCAGGGCUCCAGUGGGUCAACGGGGAGAAGAAAUUCUUCUACAUCCCCUGGAGACACGCCACGAGGCAUGGUCCCAGCCAGGAUGGAGAUAACACCAUCUUCAAGGCCUGGGCCAAGGAAACCGGGAAGUACACUGAAGGGGUGGAUGAGGCCGACCCCGCCAAAUGGAAGGCCAACCUGCGCUGCGCCCUCAACAAGAGCCGCGACUUCCGCCUCAUCUAUGACGGGCCCCGGGACAUGCCGCCCCAGCCCUACAAGAUCUACGAGGUCUGCUCCAAUGGCCCCACUCCCACAGAGUCCCAGCCCCCCGAGGAUUACUCCUUUGCUGCAGGAGAGGAGGAAGAGGAGGAGGAGGAAGAGCUCCAGAGGAUGCUGCCAAGCCUGAGCAUCACAGAGGCAGUGCAGCCCGUCCCUCCCAUGGCACCGUAUUCUCUACCCAAAGAGGAGGUCAAGUGGCCACCCACCCUGCAGCCGCCCGUGGGGCUGGGACCCCCUGCUCCCGACCCCAGCCUCCUGGCCCCUCCCCCUGGCAACGCCGCCGGCUUCCAGGAGCUUCUCUCUGGGGUCCUGCCAAACCUGGAGGCAGGGCCCCUGGCUGCCAGCCUACCCCUUGCAGGCGAACAACUCCUGCCCGACCUGCUCAUCAGUCCCCACAUGCUGCCCCUGACUGACCUGGAGAUCAAGUUCCAGUACCGGGGGCGGCCACCCCGGGCCCUGACCAUCAGCAACCCGCACGGCUGCCGGCUCUUCUAUAGCCAGCUGGAGGCCACGCAGGACCAGGUGGAGCUCUUCGGCCCCGUGAGUCUUGAGCAGGUGCGCUUUCCCAGCCCCGAGGACAUCCCCAGCGACAAGCAGCGCUUCUACACAAACCAGCUGCUGGACGUCCUGGACCGCGGGCUCAUCCUCCAGCUGCAGGGCCAGGACCUGUACGCCAUCCGCCUGUGCCAGUGCAAGGUGUUCUGGAGCGGGCCCUGCGCCUCGGCCUUGGGCUCCCACCCCAACCCCAUCCAGCGGGAGGUCAAGACCAAGCUCUUCAGUCUGGAGCACUUCCUCAACGAGCUCAUCCUGUUCCAGAAGGGCCAGACCAACACCCCACCGCCCUUCGAGAUCUUCUUCUGCUUUGGGGAGGAGUGGCCUGACCACAAACCCCGAGAGAAGAAGCUCAUUACUGUACAGGUGGUGCCCGUGGCAGCCCGGCUGCUGCUGGAGAUGUUCUCAGGGGAGCUAUCUUGGUCGGCAGACAGUAUCCGACUUCAGAUCUCAAACCCGGACCUCAAGGACCGCAUGGUGGAGCAGUUCAAGGAGCUCCAUCACAUCUGGCAGUCCCAGCAGCGGCUGCAGCCUGUGGUCCAGGCCCCUCCUGGAACAGGCCUUGGCGGCCAGGGGCCCUGGCCUAUGCACCUGGUUGGCAUGCAGUAACAAGGCUACGGAGGGCAACUGGCCCAGAGUUGCUGGUGGCUGAUGUGAAGGUGUGACAGUCCCGGGGGCACCUGGCUUGGCUGCAGGGUCCUACCUCUGGGUUUGCUGAAGUGGCCUUGGACCAAGGAGGAGGAAGGGAGGCCGAACCCGGGUUCUCCCUCAAAGCUCUGCCGGAAGGACUCGUCUGGUCAGCCCUGCUCUGGAAAUAAUCAGCCGGAAGCAGGAAAGGAACCCCCAACCCUGGGGCCUAGUUGUGAUCAGGAAUUGUCCUAGGGUGGCCAAAUCGGGAUCAAGCCAUUUCCUCUGGCAAAAGAGCCAAGGAGCGCUGUGGGGCGGGUCCCCACAGCAGGGCCUCUGCAGGGCACAUGCCUGACUUUGUUUCCCUGGGUUGAGCCUGGCCUUAUCUUUAUCCCUCCUGAGAGGGAGCUCAAGUCUCACAUCGGCUUCUUCAGGCUGGCAGCUGGCCCCUUCCUGGGAGUCCAAGAACCCAGGGUAGGAAGGCUUGAAUGUACUUUUGGACUAAUAAAUGUUAAAAACAGA
Molecule: messenger RNA, 2058 nt
Organism: Carlito syrichta (Philippine tarsier)
Lineage: Eukaryota; Metazoa; Chordata; Mammalia; Primates; Tarsiidae
Gene: IRF5
Product: interferon regulatory factor 5
Exons: 8
Coding region: 10-1518 (502 amino acids)
Biological process (GO): immune system process; regulation of transcription by RNA polymerase II
Cellular component (GO): nucleus
Molecular function (GO): RNA polymerase II cis-regulatory region sequence-specific DNA binding; protein binding; DNA-binding transcription factor activity, RNA polymerase II-specific
Source: RefSeq, a predicted model, not a curated record